Messenger RNA from Trichobilharzia szidati, 5610 nucleotides. The record is from the annotation of a GenBank genome assembly. NCBI's taxonomy places the organism in Eukaryota, Metazoa, Platyhelminthes, Trematoda, Strigeidida, Schistosomatidae.
CUUGAACAAUUCAAUUUUCCCGCAUUACGGAUGAUAGAUGGGAGGUUUUUGCGUCAUUUUGUGUUUUUUACUUAUCCAUUCCCAACUUAUUGUUGUUAACGUGGCUCUUAAGAGUCGUAAUCAGCCAGAGGAUGAUGACAUAGCACGCAGUGUCCCGUCAAAGUCACAUCACGAAGUCAUUGUUAAUGGGUAGGUUUCUUGAUACUUAUCUUUAUGCUUACCUUUGCUUUCAGCUCCAUCGAAGAUGUACCCAGAUCUAGUGAGUCGGAAACACCUAAUGUUACACCGGAUAUUAAAGAGAUGCAUGUCAAUCAGCCAGUCAUUCCUGAGCCAUUGGUUUCUUUAGACAGUCAGAAGUCUACAGACAAGGUUACUUCAGACGGAUCCAAAUCUUCUACUAAUUUGCAAGAACCAGUCAAAUCUGUUCAUGAAGAUGUUAAAGGAUCAAUAUUGACGGAACUACCAUCAUUGGAUUCGGUAGCUGCAGAGAGCAUUAAUACCCAUGAAAUUCCAACUUUCAAUGAGUUUCAUGCUAUGGUUUCUGAAGGAGCUCAGCCUCGCAAAAGUCAAGAAGUUGGCGAAGACAGUGUGCCUAAAUCCGAAUAUGUUCUAGACGCCAAGGAGAGCAUCAAAAAUACAUUGGAUCCUCAAACAUCAGACAAAGCAUCGCAAGCACAUAUCGAUACUAAUCCUUCAGUCAAAACCUUAAAAGGUCAUGGCAUCAAAGAAGCACUAGAUGGCACAGUUGCAACAGACAGUAGCAAUAUACCUUCAAAUAGUGUAAAGACUGAUUCACACUUAGAACAACAAUAUCAAUCGUUGAAGGGAAGCUCAGAUUCAGUGCCUGACGAUGACAAAAAUUCAAAGGGGAAUUCUCCUGUUACUCCUGAACCGAUAGCCACCAGGACAACAGUUCACACACCGAACAAAGGUGAUGUAACCCUGAGAAGAAAUGUUGCUUCUAUAGCUUGUGGUGCAAAAAUGUUAGGUUCUAGUAAAGCUAUUAAAAAUUCAGAGGCUGUACUUAAUGAGAAUAAUGAUGAAUACAUGAAUGUGCCGUGUAGUGAAGAGAAGUGGUUAAUCUUAGAAGUUUGUCAGCCUGUUCAACUUAGAACAAUAGAAUUGGCAAAUUUUGAAUUGUUCUCAUCUCGAUUGAAGUCUUUCAGAGUUUCUGCUAGUGAUCGAUAUCCAGCAAAGUCAUGGGAGUUGAUUGGUACAUUCACUGCUCGAGAUGUUAAAGGUAUACAGUCUUUUAGUGUAACAAGUGGAAAAAUGAUCAAAUAUAUCAAGUUUGAAUUAACAGAACACUAUGGUUCAGAACAUUAUUGUCCAUUAACUAUGAUCAGAAUAUUCGGCUUAGGCUCUGAUGAUUUAGACGAUGAUGACGAUGAUGAUGAUAUUGUUGAUGUUGGUAUGGUGAAUAUCCAAGGCAUGCGUAAUAAUCACAAGUCUGUUGGUGCUGUUGGCGGUGAUAACAACAAUACAGCUGAAAGUGAAAAGGUUCAAGCGAACGAUGGAAAUAAUUCACCAGAAUCGAAUGUUCCCCCUCAUCAAUCCACUGAAGAUGAUCCUUCUGUCUCAUCGCCAUCGCCAUCAUCAUCAUCAUCACCAUCACAAUCCAAUAAUGAGGCGAAUACUAACUUACAACAGAAUCAUUCAAAAUCGAGUGAAUUAGAGCCUUCAAUGACGCCUUCGCCAUUUCCAACUACUGAAGACAGUGAAAAUCAUGAUAGUAUCAGUAAAUCAGAUGAAAAUAAUAAUAAUAAUGAUAAUAAUAAUAAGGUCAAUCCAAUGAUCGAUCAUUAUUCAGUGUUAUUCUCUAUUUCAAUGAAGCAUCAACAAGAUAAGAGGAGUAUGCAUGCAACAAAAGAUGAUGGAUAUUUGAGUUAUUCUAAAAAUAACGGCGGAGUCUGUAUGAAUAAUCGGCUGGUACAAUCAUUAAUACAUAAACCGUAUUGUUCAGCUUUAUCUUAUCGUCAACACCAUAGUGGUGAUACUGAGAGAUCUUCUCCGCCUACAUGUCAUACUACAAAGCUGUUGAAUACUGUCAAUCCACCAACUCGAAAAUCUCACCUCCCUAUAACAACAACAACUAGACCUACAACUACAAGUACAAAACCUACAACAGAGAAAAAAGGCUCAAUUCUAGUCCCUAAUGAUGAGAUUAAGAAUACUCUGCUAAACAAUAAUUUAACACUACAAUUACGUAAUAAAACAUUCAGUCAAGUGGUUGAUGAAAUCAGUAUAGUCUCUCGGUUGACAAAUGCUGUAAAACGUGCAGUGUUUGGAACAUUUUCACAGUUUUUCACAUCUGUGCAACAAGACUCUACUACAAAUUAUUACAGUCCACUUGAAAUUGUGCCAACAUCAGAGCAUUAUACAAUUAUCAGUUAUCUGUUCAGUCAACAAGGUUUUACAAAUCGUCUAUGUAAAGAUUCCCUGGCCUAUUUAACAGUUAAUCAAAUUGAAGGUUUAUGGCAAUUGAAAUCCUGCCUAAUAUCAUUGAAUGAAAUUUACUCCCUAUACUAUAAUAAUCAUAAUAAUAAUAAUAUUCAAACAUCAUCGAAUGAUAAUAUUGGCGGUUUUCUCCUCUGGUUACAGACAAUUCAUAUCUCCAAGUUGGAUAAAUGUCAACAAGCUGUGAAACAAUUGAAUUUAACACUUUUCUUCAAUUAUCAACCAUCAGAUUAUGAUUAUUAUUAUUAUUAUGAUAUAGACAAGAGUAUUCUACACAUGUGUAUGGCUUAUCAGCAUAUACAAAGAAAUAGAACUAGGCAACAGGUGAAUUUCAUUGGUUCACAAGACUUCGCAUUUAAUGAUUUUAAUAAUAUUAAUGGUGAUGUUGAUGAGGAGGAGAGUUGUGGUGUUUGUUAUUCUGUUAAUUGGCAGUGGGCACAGUUGAAUAAAAUUUUGUGGAAUAGACCUACGACAAACAAGUGUUCCAAAUUACCGUCUUUUCUGUUUUCAAGUGAACACACUGAUUUGUCAUCAUCUAUGCCGGAUUCAGUUUAUUCAGAUACUACUGAGGAGAAUGAUGAAAAGAUACUAGUUGAUGAUUUUCAAUCUACUGAUAAUUUUAUUAUCGGUAGAAAUAUGAAGUCAUCGGAUCAUCGAUUACCGACGCGUAAAAUUGAUCGUCAACAUCCUAAUUUAGCAGUAGUUGUACCAGCUGAUUUAGGCGGUUCACGAAGAUCUACGGCUUACAUGCGUCUAAAUAAUCGUGUUCGUAUUAUUGAGCGUAAUGUUUCUGUGAGUAUGAGGUAUUUAGAAGAAUUGAGUCAAAGUUAUCGUCGUCAAAUGGAACGUUUAUCGCGGUCAUUCAAUCUUACUUAUGCUUGGUUAAAGGUUACGGCUCAUGGUGCUGAAGAACGUGAUCGUCAACAACAGAUACGUAUUGCACAACUAGAAGCCCAGUUAAAUGAUAUUACAGCACGUUUGACAGCCAGAACAUUGAAUCCUAUUGCAUCAUCAUCUUCAGCUAUUAAUCAACCGGAUUCAUCAUCAUCGUCAUCUUGCACUCCCGCACCCACUACUGCUACUUCACCUGCUAUCGAUAUCAACUCUCCGUCUCCUUCGUCUACAUCAGCAUCAUCUGAAUCCUGUAAUUCAGCAUCAACUGGAUCGAAAUCAACACAUUUAGUUAGUAGUAGUAGUAGUAGUAGUCCAUCUGUACCACCACCACUUCCUGAUUUUGAAAGUUCACCUGAAUGGCAUCGAUGGUUCAAUCAUCAAAAGGAUUUUUGGGAUGGUCCUGGUGGUGUUGGUGGUGGUGAUGACAUCGUUAACAAUGAAGAUGAUGGUGAAUUUGAAUCAGAUGAUGGUGGUGGUGGUGAUACAACACACGAACACGAAGAUAUUUAUUCAUCAAGAUUUAAUGGUAUUACAUCAUUGUCGAAUAGUGAAAAAGAAAAGUCAAAACAAACAAUGUCGACAGCUGAAUCAUCGAGUACUAGUAGUAGCAGUAGUAGUAGUACUAGAAGUCGUAGCACCAUCAGCGGCGGCCGCGGCAGCAUCAGCAGUGGCAAUAGUCCUAAUGUAUACAAUUCGAAAUCUUUAUUCUAUCCAUAUGUAUCAGCUCAUCAUCAUUAUCCUUCUCAUCAUCAUCAUAAGCAUAAGGAUCUACCAUCCAAUUGGAAACAGCUGAUUUACAAUUGGCUAUGGAUACAAUUCACUUGGCCUAUAAGUUUAUAUGAUUUAGGCGUGUAUAUUCAUAAAACAUGUCAAGCGAAUUCUGUGACUUGCAGUGCUUUCAGUUUAAUGUUUCUACAUUUACUACUAGCAGCUAUAUCACACUUAUUCAUCUAUUGGACAUGGCUUCGACCGUAUAAUAAUAAUAGUAAAAAUAAAAAUCGUAAAAAUAAAUUCGGCACAGAAGUCUUAUUAUUAUCAUCAUCAUCAUCCUCUCCAUUAUAUCGAACAUUAUGCUCACAUAGAAAUAAUCCUAAUGCAAAUAAUUUAAUUCUAUGCUAUUCACCGAAUCAUUUAUCAGAGAAUCAUAGUGAUAACAAUCAGUGUGUUGUUAAUGUUUCAUUGCUUCCUCCAUCGUCUACUAAUUAUUCUACUGCUAAAAUUGAAUUUCAUGAAGAUGAUUUAUUAUUAUUGCAGGAAGAGAAAUCUCUUCAAAAUUUAACAUCAAAUGUGUCAACAUGUUGUUAUUGUUGUUGUAGCUGUUAUAAAUCAUCACUGGCUUCUUCAUCUUGUAUCGUGUCCUCCGCCUCCGCUUCCUCUUCAUCUUCGUCAUCAGCUGUAGCUGAGGCAGUGAAGAAAUCGGCAGCAUCAACUGCUUCAUCAAUGAAUCACGCCUAUCAUCGUAAUCAUUUGAUUCAAAGUAAUACUAUCGUCAAUAAUCCUGUAUUAAAACAAAAUGGAAUUUACAAGGAUAAUGAUAAAAAUGUGAUUAUAAAUAAAAUAAAUGAUAAAAAUAUGCAUACAGCAUGUUGUAUGCGUAAUAAUCAAACUGAUCGCUUUAUGUGUGAUGAUGCUAAUGAUAAGGAUGUGUAUUCUGCUGAGAUUAAAAAGGAAAUGAAUAUGCCUUCAAAUGUGAGUAUUGUAAAUGGCAGGUGUAAACCGUUAUCCAUCGAUCGAGGUGGUAUUUCACAAUCAUAUCAAUCGAUAAUUGUAUCGAAUAGGUGUUAUGAACAACAACAACAGCAGCAGCACCACCAACAACAACAACAGUUUUCAUCAUUACCUGAACUGUCGACAUCAUCGAUACAGUUAAACAAUGAAAUUCGAAAUUGUAAGAGAAGUUGUGAUGUACAGACCAUUUCUCAAUCAAAAAGUCAUGAAUAUAUGAAAUGCACAAAUUCUCAUCUAUCCAUGCGGGUGAAUCCAUCAUCUACGUCGUCAUCAGCACCAGCGUCGAUUUCACCGUUACCUUUACAUGACAACAUGUUCAGUAACAAAAAUAUUGUGGAUGCUAAAGAUUCGAAACAUAACACAAACGAAUUGAAGUCGAUUCAUCAAUUAUCAGCUAAUUUCAAUUCAGUAUCAUCGUCAGCAUCAGUAUCAUCAUCAUCGACGCUACAGAGAAAACAUUCACGACCGAAUAAAAAACGUAGGAGACGAAAAUUAGAAAAUAAUAAGCAAGAUGUCACUUCCUUAAUGUAA